AUUACAUUUUCGUAUUCAUCGUCGUCCGAUACGGAUAACCUCAAAAUCGCGUACCUCUCUGCUAAAUCGGUCAUCGUGGACUUUCGUGAGGUUUCUGGCGUUCGGGACGUCGAUGAAAGUGUAUCUACCCUUCUGCACUUUUCAAGAAAAGUGUAGUACCCUCGUUACCCUCGAGUGUAGAAAGUGCAGUCAACGCGAACAAACCUAAUGACGUAAGAUAAAGAUGUUGGCAACAGUGCGGUGCACCAGCAAUUACCGGCAUAUUUAUUCAACUGUGUGUGAUUUGUAGGAAGUUUCAUGAGUGUAGCCAAAACUACAUUAUAACGGAAUCAAAAAUGGCUUCGCCGGCACCGAAAUCGCCCGAGCAAUCCGAAAAGAACAGAAAAUACGACAGACAACUCAGACUAUGGAACGACCAUGGCCAGGCUUCCCUGGAAGCGGCUCAUAUUUGUUUAAUUAAUGCAACUGGUCUUGGUACGGAAAUCCUGAAAUCCCUAGUAUUGUCUGGAAUCGGUGCUUUUACUAUAAUUGAUGGCAAAAAAAUAACUGACGAAGAUAUUGGAGUUAACUUCUUUCUGGAUGCGGACAGCAUUGGAAAAUCCAGAGCACAGGUAGCGACUCAAGUCUUGUUGGAGUUGAAUCCAGAUGUGAGAGGUGACUACGUCGAUGAAGGAUCAGAGCAGAUUUUAUCCAAUAGUCCAGACUUCUUCAAUAACUUUACCGUUGUCGUUGGCACGUCACUGCCUGAGAAGCCUUUAAUAGCACUAUCGAGAAGGCUAUGGGACCUAAAUAUACCAUUAAUCACUUGUCGGAGUUUGGGCUUUAUUGGUCACAUACGAGUUCAAGUAAAAGAACACAGGAUCAUCGAAACGCAUCCAGACAAUGAAAGUUCAGACCUCCGUUUAGACAAACCCUUUGAAUCUUUGAAAAAUCACUUUGACUCGAUAAAUCUCGAAGAGAUGGAUCUUAAAGACCAUUCGCAUGUACCAUAUGUUAUUAUACUAUAUAAAUACUUGGAGAAGUGGGUGUUGGAACAUGGAGAUUUGCCAAAAAGUUAUACCGAGAAACAGCAAUUCAGGGAUUUUAUACGAAGUGGAAUCAGAAGAGAUGAACAUGACAAUCCAAUUGGUGAAGAAAACUUUGAAGAGGCAAUCAGAGCAGUUAAUACUUGCAUUGGGCGAACUGCAGUGCCUAAUACAGUUGGAGAGAUAUUAAAUGAUGAUUGUUGCAUUAAUUUGACGGCAAAGAGCAAUUCUUUUUGGAUUAUUGCCAAAGCAAUCAGAGAUUUUGUAGCGAACGAAGGAGGUGGAUUGCUUCCUCUGAAAGGUGCACUACCUGACAUGACUGCUGACACUGAAAAAUAUGUAGCACUUCAACAAGUUUAUCAUAAGCAAGCAGUGGCUGAUGUCGAAGCUGUCUGGCGACGUACGCUUCAAUUAUUGAGGCAAUUAGGUCGAGCUUCGGACUCUAUAUCGGAGAAAGAUGUAAAACUCUUUUGUAGGUAUGCUUCUGAUAUUCACGUUGAAAGAGGCACUUGUAUUGCAGAUGAAUAUGACCCUAAAGCUAUAAAUAGCAAUGAAAUAGCUCAGAGCCUGGAAAAUCCAGAGAGUAUGAUGAUAUACUACGUGGUCCUUAGAGGGGUUGAAAAAUUCCAAGCUGAAUAUAAUUCAUACCCAGGAGAAUUCGACGAUCACGUAGAACCUGACAUCGUCAAACUGAAGGCAUGCAUUUCAAAAUUGCUUGGAGAAUGGGGUUGCGGUCCCCUAGCUAAGGAUGACUAUGUACACGAGUUCUGUCGAUACGGUGGAUCAGAACUCCAUUCCGUUUCGGCAUUCUUGGGAGGACUGGCUGCGCAGGAGACGAUAAAGUUCAUUACAAACCAGUACAAACCGCUUCAUAACACUUUCGUAUAUGACGCGGUGACUUCAAACUCGGCGACAUUCUUUUUUUAAGUUAAAACUCAUCACGCAUUAGAGCG
Molecule: messenger RNA, 1978 nt
Organism: Orussus abietinus
Lineage: Eukaryota; Metazoa; Arthropoda; Insecta; Hymenoptera; Orussidae
Gene: APP-BP1
Product: NEDD8-activating enzyme E1 regulatory subunit
Exons: 8
Coding region: 336-1952 (538 amino acids)
Biological process (GO): protein ubiquitination; DNA damage response; ubiquitin-dependent protein catabolic process
Cellular component (GO): cytoplasm; nucleus
Molecular function (GO): NEDD8 activating enzyme activity; ubiquitin activating enzyme activity
Source: RefSeq, a predicted model, not a curated record